This is a messenger RNA of Ciona intestinalis (vase tunicate), 5988 nucleotides long. The record is from RefSeq and is a predicted model, not a curated record. NCBI's taxonomy places the organism in Eukaryota, Metazoa, Chordata, Ascidiacea, Phlebobranchia, Cionidae.
GCCCCAACAGAUGUUGCCCCAACGGACGUUGCCCCAACGGACGUUGCCCCAACGGACGUUGCCCCAACGGACGUUGCCCCAACGGACGUUGCCCCAACGGACGUUGCCCCAACGGACGUUGCCCCAACGGAUGUUGCCCCAAUGGAUGUUACCCCAACGGAUGUUACCCCAACAGACGGUGCCCCAACGGAUGUUACCCCAACAGACGGUGCCCCAACGGAUGUUGCCCCAACGAACGUUGUCCCAACCGACGUUACCCCAACGGACGUUGCCCCAACUGGCAAUGUUGCCCCGGGGAACAGUCCUCCAACUGUUGUUGCCCCAACUAGCGUUGCCCCAACUAGCAUUACCCCAACCGUCGUUGCCCCAGCGGACGUUACCCCAACUGACGUUGCCCCAACCAAAGUUACCUCAAUCCCUGUUACCCAAACCAAUAUUACCCCCACCACCAAAACCAACUUACCCUCAACUCGAGUUUUACCGAAACUACAACCAAUGCCCGACAAUCUGAUUCCUUUAAAACUUGCGAACAUAAAAGUUCCGUUGUCGAGAUGUGACGCGAUGCUGACAAACACAAAGCAUUCACCAAACAACAUGUUUAAGAUUGGCAACAAGAUUGAAGUGAAGUCCACCCCCCCACCACUCACAACACUGAAGAACCUGUUUGUCCUCGGUAAGGGUGGGGUUCGUACCCCUAUACAGCUUGGGGCAGGGGGCCGUAUUGUCACAGGGGUGGGGAACCAAAACCUUGUGCUGCUCCAACAAAACACAUCAACCACAAAAACCCCCACAAACAACCGAGUUUCUCGUGAAUUAAAACGCCUUCGGUUCACGGCUGCCGGUCCCAAGAUGCAGAAAGUAAACGCCAACCCUACAGAGAAGCCACUCAGCAACGAGACUUCACAAACCAAAGUGGAACCGACCACUCCUGUGAAGAGGAAGGGACCUUUCAGGUUGGGAGAGGAUGAGGGGUAUAAACAAUACACCAAUUAUUAUGUGGAAAAUCCACUUGCGUUGAAUAAAUAUCAGCAUAAGGAAGAGAAAGAUCGCGAACGACACGUGGGGUACAAAUAUACCGUGAACUCUGCCGUUACGUUUGAAUGGACAGGGGCUUUACUGGGAGCUAAGGAGGAGAUGGUGCAUACACUGAGGUUGGCCCUGUUUAGCUUCGAACAGCAGAUCCCGUUGUGUUUCAUGCAUUCUAAGUGGGAUCAAUAUAGAAAAAUGUGGGGGAGGAUGUUACUAAAGAAUGAUUCAGCUCGAGCGUUUGCUGUCGUGUUGGGGAUCAUGGAGAUGGCUAUCAGGAAUAAUGCCAAGAAGCCGGUGUGGAAAGAAUCAAUGGGACAAGUGACGUUACGAAGGGUGACGUCUUCGGAAAAAGAAGAUUUUGAAAAGAAACGAAAAAAGAAGAUCAAAGAAGAGGAGGACCUUGCAACAAGGAACGCUGUGUGGUGCAAAUAUCCGCUUCCUGUUCGCAGCAUGAUGGUAUGGAAGAUGAAAGGAGAAGAAUACCGAGUGACGGGGGGCGAUGGUUGGAGGUGGAUCUCGUCUACUUUCCAAUCAAAGAUUAAACCUUCGAAUAUGAAACCAUACACCACUGUAUUCACUAAUGGGGUUGAGAAAGAUAAAAUGGAUAUUGCUGAAGAAUGUAUGGAUGUGUCCUCUCCCAAGACAACUGAGGCCGUGUCUUCUACCACGACAACUGAGGCCGUGUUUUCUGCCACGACAACUGAGGCUGCGUCUUCUGCCACGACAACUGAGGCCGUGUUUUCUGCCACGACAACUGAAGCCGUGUCUUCUGCCACGACAACUGAGGCCACGUCUUCUGCCACGACAACUGAGGCCACGUGUUCUGCCACGACAACUGAGGCCGCGUCUUCUGCCACGACAACUGAGGCCGUGUCUUCUGCCACAGCAACUGAGGCCGUAACUUCUGCCACGACAACUGAGGCCGUGUCUUUUGCCACGACAACUGAGGCUAUGUCUUCUGCCACGAUAACUAAGGCCGUGUCUUCAGCCACGACAACUGAGGCUUUGUCUUCUGCCACGACAACUGAGGCCGUGUCUUCUGCCACGAUAACUGAGGCCGUGUCUUCUGCCACAACAACUGAGGCUGUGUCUUCUGCCACAACAACUGAGGCUGCGUCUUCUGCCAAGACAACUGAGGCCGUGUCUUCUGCCACAACAACUGAGGCUGCGUCUUCUGCCACGACAACUGAGGCCGUGUCUUCUGCCACGACAACUAAGGUCGUGUCUUCUGCCACAGAAACCAAUAAAAUUAUUCAAAACCGUACAAAUUUAAACCCUGCUGAUAAACAAUCAUUCAAUGAUGAUGAAAUAAAGAAAUUAUUGUCGGAAAGUGACGUGAUAAACGUCUCCCGCAACUUGUUGAUGCGCAGUGUGGUGUAUCUGCGUAGAUGGGAACCUUCAAAACUCGACAAACUUCUACGAUGGAGGAUAUUACAAGAAAAGAAACUUAAGUUGGAUGCAAUAAAAGACAAGAAAACAUUGGAUUUAAAAAAAAAUUCAGCAAGUGUUAAUUCUCGUAUUGGGGUAAAACCCCCAUGUAGUGCCAGCGAUGUACUUGCUUCUCUUCCGUUUAAAGUGAAGCAACCGCUGGUGAACGAGACUUCGGCUAACUCUGGUUCGGAGCUCGAGAUAUCGGACGAUGAAGAUGGGUUAGUUGAGUCGGUGGUGCGUGACCUUUGUAAGGAACUUGUGGGUCGUGUAUCACGGGAAUACCCGGGGUGUAACGAGGUCACCCACACUACGGGGUUUACUACGAGUAGUACUGUUCCAACCGCAGCUGCUUCGUUACCACGGCAAUCAUCGGUCGACCUCGGUGACUCACGACCUUCAACCCCGUCUCUCCAUCGCGCUCGUGUGGUGCCAAUGACAUCAUUAGGUCGUGUUUCGAGAAGGUUUGGUUACCGUCGGCAACGAGGACAAGCCAACCAAUCACCUUCACCGAUGAGUUUAGGUUGGAAACUUGAACGAUUCAAUGAAAACAACGUGAAGAAUAAAACCAAUAUUGUGAAGAUGCCAAUACCAUGGAAGUUUUCUGUUGGGGUUGGGAAAAAGAAGAACAUAUUCAGGUUGCCACGCGAGAAUGUUCGUUACUUAGCCAUAAGAGCGGGACUCACAUAUGCACCACAAGGUUUCCAUUAUGUGAACAAGCUACCAUCUGGUUUAGAGAUUUUUUGGGGAUAUCCGUGUUGCAGGCCAACCAAUGGAACAGCAUGGAGAUACAAAAUACAAAACGCACGAACAUUGUCAACUAUAGCCCAUUUAUUGCGAGUGUUGUGGCAUUCCAUUAGAUGGGAUGAUAUGGUCACGGAGCCUAAUAAUGAAGAUUCUGUACACGCGGUGCACACAGAAGAAGACAUCAUUACCACCGAGUUGUUGAAACGACGAGACAUCGGGCGUAGUGGUUUAGUGUCACAAUAUUUUGUGCGAAGGAUUAUCGUUCCUAACACCGAUGAAGAAGAGGAGAUCCCUAAGAGUGAAGCGUACACCCCGUCGUCAAGAGCCGGGUUAAGGUCGAGGUCGCGACCGAUUGGUCUUCGUGAUCGUGUUCGUAAGGAUGUGGAGAACCAACCACGUGUGGAAACUGUGUGGUUGCCUGAGGAUAAGAUUGAGUUGUGGCAAAUACGACAGUUUGAUACAAUGGUUCGAGAACAGCAGAAGAAGAACCUCCAAACCCCCCCUCCCACCAAACCGACCCCCAUCGUUACCAAGCUGCCAACCCCAUUAUUCACCCCUAAGAAACAUGUCACAAUAACCUCGUCCUUGCUCCAACAAGCAGCUGCGUUACAUAAACCUCAGGUUUCUGAUAAAAACCUCGUGUUUACGAUGAAUCGAGCGAUAAAACAAGUUGACGCUUCACCAAACAACAUGAGUAGCGCUGUCGUCAAGACAACAGGUGGCCUUCAUAAAAUAUUGAUUCGCAAACCUGUCAAUCAACCACAAGUUGUCGCCAUCAAGUCCACUACAGCAUUACCCACACCUACUAGUGGUCAAACCAUAAUUCGAACGAGCGGAGGUCAAUACAUCGUUCAUGGGAACAAGAUACCACGUCCUAUAUUGAUUAAACCAGCAGGCACUCCAACCACCCCAAAGCAACCAACUCAUCCAACUAUAAGGUUGCCAGGUGUGGCCCAACAAGCCACGCCCCCAGCCCCGCCCACCCAAACACCCACCACAAACAACCAAAGCCCAAAACAGCUAGCAUCGAACAUGCAAGUGAAGUUAUCAGCCGUGCAACUCGCGCAACUUAUGAAGAUGGGGGACAACUCACAUAUAAAAGUGAAUGUGAAGCUAAGUGAUGGAAGUCCAGGGUUUGGAUUAAUGCAAGCGAUACCACCUGGCGGCCAAGUAGCACCAGGUCCAGGGCAACAGUUGAUGCAAUGUAAGGUUGGGAACGAGGUUCGAAGGUUCCUGUUGUCGCCUGUGGUAGAGAAAGCCCCGACCAGCCAACCCUCAGGUAACGAGGUGAUUCUUCACACUCCAAGUUUGCGGCAGCGUUUGGAACAAAUCCAACAACGACAACAACAACUACGGAAGCAACCAUUCACUACCGGGGUGCGACGAUUAUUGACGGACAAAGACCCAUUGUGGGGGGGAAGGCCUUCAACACCGGAUAAACAAAACUUAGAGAAACGAAGAGAAAUUGAACGACCUCGUAAAAAGUAUCUCGCUAAAGAGACGAGGGAAGAACAGCAAAGGCGUGGUGUUGUGCAACAAGUAAUGAAAGCGCUUCUCGAUCGUAUUGAGAGGAGAGAGGAAGUCGAGAUAAAGAAGAGAAAAAGGGAGGAACAUUUGGAGCAACAGAAGAGGAGGAGGGAGAGCCAAGAUGAAAUGAAAUCCCAGCAAAGAUUGCAUUCAAAGUUAUCGCAUACACUUCGUAAACAUGAAGAAUUGGUGAAGCAAGAUAUUCGUAAACGGAAGUCAAUUGUUCAUCGAUAUUUGACGAAAGUGGUUGAGAAUGAGCUUCAUGUUGAUCAAAAGAAAAUCCCGAAGAUGAAACGUAAAGGUCGUCCGAGGGCGCCGAAGAGCAACCUGCUAACAACGGAGUCUGCGUUAUCGAAUAUACUAACGGAGAACAACAAGAAACAAUCUCCCAGAAAACCUCGUAAACGACCUCGAUCACCUGAUGUCGUGGAAAUUCCGACGAAGAAGAAAAAGAUGAUAAACACUUCGUCCAAACUUUAUUGUGUUUGUAAAUCAGUGUAUGACGAGACAAGGUUUUACAUCGGUUGUGAUCUUUGUAUGAAUUGGUUCCAUGGUAGCUGUGUUGGGAUCAAUGAGAAGAAAGCAAAACAAAUGGAGGGCUGGGUUUGUAAAGAUUGUCAGAAGGAACAAAACGACCCGCAACAAGAACUUUAUUGUUUAUGUCGAACACCAUAUGAUGACACCCAAUUCUACAUCGGUUGUGACGCAUGCCAGGAUUGGUACCAUGGUAGUUGCGUCGGGAUAAGUGAGGGGGAGUCGGCAAACAUCGAGAGUUAUACUUGUCCACGAUGUAAACAGCAAGCACGCGAUGCUUCCAUGGAAGACACGUUAUCGGAUCGUGAUUAUUAUAAUCUGACCAAGAUUGUCCGUUAUUUACAGAAUCAUAAGAUGGCGUGGCCGUUUCUGGAGCCCGUUCGUGAGGACGACGCCCCUGGGUAUUAUAAAGUUGUUAAGCGGCCCAUGGACAUCCAGACAGUCAUGAAGAGACUUGCCUGUCGAUAUUACAUCAAGUUAUCCGAACUUGUGGGCGACGUAUCGCUUAUUUUCGAUAAUUGUCGCCAGUAUAACGGAGCGGAUUCAAAAAUAGUACGGUGCGCUGAAAUUGUUGAAUCCGUCUUUGUUGGGAAAAUGCGAGAAUUACGAAACAAAACAAGAUGAUGUUUCUAUGUUCAACUGCUUUGUGACGUCAUAAUAAAUGUGUUUUGUAACAAACGUCAAUUGUAUUUUAAUAGAAAUAAAGUUUGAAACUUCAGCGAC